Etheostoma spectabile (orangethroat darter) is the source of this 5846-nucleotide messenger RNA. Its product is annotated as kinase suppressor of Ras 1. Gene Ontology annotation, cellular component: cytoplasm. The record is from RefSeq and is a predicted model, not a curated record. Gene Ontology annotation, molecular function: ATP binding; protein kinase activity. NCBI's taxonomy places the organism in Eukaryota, Metazoa, Chordata, Actinopteri, Perciformes, Percidae. Gene Ontology annotation, biological process: Ras protein signal transduction; protein phosphorylation.
CCCUCAGUGUUGCCUCUAUACAUGUUUAAGUCGUUGGUUACAUUUGUAGGUUGCAGCCGUCUUGUUGUGUCUUCGGUUAGCUCGGGGAAGGAGGCUGUGGGAGACCCAAACGCGGAAACGGUUAUGAGACGAUGCUGGCUUUAGAGGAAGCAGCAGUGUUCCACUCGUCUUCAGGUCGCUGUGUGACACGACCCGCGCCGAUGUAGAGGAAUGGACAGAGACACGGCCAGUGGAGACAGCAUGGUCCACGGCAGGACAGAAACCGAAGGGGCUCAGGAGGCUCUGCAGCAGUGCCGACUCAUCCAGAACCUGGUGGACAUCUACCUCUCCAGUCUGCGGGCUCUCAGGACCAGUUGCGCCGCAUCCAGCGACUUCACCCGGCGGGAGAUCCGCACUUUAGAGGUGAAGCUGACCCACUACAUGUGGACCCAGCUGCAGUGGAAGCAGAGGGUACCAGAGAGGGAGAGACCUGAAGCUCUGUGUGGAUACCCGAGACUGGAGGACUGGCUCCUAACAGCUGAUCUCACACCACAAUUCAUACAGGCUGCAGCGGGGAAGCUCUCAGUGGACGGGUUGCUGCAGAACUCCAGCUCUGAGUUGCAGGACAUGAUGAGACGCCUGGGCUCCAAUUCAGAAGACCGCUCUCGCCUCACUGCCGCCCUCUCCUGUCUGAAGAGUGCAAAUGACACAGGAGUUGGCCCGAGGCCUGACUUUGGUUCCUGCAGCUCUGAGUCCCAACACGACAGUGAUGCCUUCUCUCCCAUCAGCUCUGGUAGUCCCUCCACCCCCCUGCCGCCCACCAGCACCCACGGCCGCUCCAUCUCCAUAUCGGUGCUUCCUUGUUCAGAUGGCGCCUUCACCCUGGAGCCAAGCCCCCCUCCGGCCACUCAAGCCUCAAAAACACGCACUACCAUGCCCUCCCACACUCCACCCCAACCGUCCCGAAAACUGCUGCACCUGCUCCCCAACAUCGCACUGACAAGGAGCAAGAGUCAAGAGUCCCAGCUGGCCAACCGCAUCGAGGAGCCUGCUGCACACAAAGCCUGUAAGAAGAACAAAGUGUUGGCUGCUCUUCAUAUCAACGGCUCUGGGAACCCACCGGAGGACUCGGCGCUGCGGUCACCCCUGCUGUCUGCCCGGACACCGGGCCCUGUCCCGGCAUCAGCCCCAUACACCAUGCCUGCCGCCCCCACCCAGCUGGAAAAUGUGACCAUGCACAGGAGCUCCCCUCAGACAAUGAGGAGGGACAUUGGCUUGGCUGUAACACACAGGUUUUCAACCAAGUCCUGGCUCUCCCAGAUGUGCCAAGUGUGUCGCAAGAGCAUGAUGUUUGGUGUCAAAUGCAAACACUGCAAGUUGAAGUGCCACAACAAAUGUACCAAAGAUGCUCCCUCAUGUCGGAUAUCAUUUCUCACAUUACCAAGGAUACGGAGGGCAGAAUCAGUGCCAUCUGAUAUCAAUAAUCAGAUUGAUCACACAGCAAAGAUCCCACUGCAAUUUGGCACUUUACCAAAAGCAAUAAAUAAGAGGCAGGAACCUCCCCCCAGUUUAAACCAUCUGGACUCAAGCAGUAACCCAUCAUCAGCUACCUCCUCCACACCUUCUUCCCCAGCACAUUUCCAGCAGAACAACCCCCCAAGUGUCAGCGCCACACCCCCACCCAACGCUUCGCCGCAGAGCUCCCGGGACAGCCGCUUCCACUUCCCAGAUGUUCCUGCUUCUACAUAUACUGCUGUUCAACAUCCUGGCAACCACUAUGAGUCUGGAGUGUCCCAGGUGGCCGUCGCUGAGAGGCAGCUGACAGCAGCAGAGCCAGCAGGGGGUGACGAGGAGGACGAGGAGGAGGAAGCAGCUGACCAGGGCGACAGUGCUCCCACUGAGCAGCCUGAGGAGGACGAGUUGGACGAGCUGCCCUCUUCCAUAUGCCGCCGGGGGGCCGUUGGCCGCUGGAGGGGCCCGUUCAGUCGCAUGGCCAGCCAGACCAGCAUCUACCUGCAGGAGUGGGACAUCCCAUACGAGCAGCUGCAGCUGGGGGAGCUCAUUGGCAAGGGCCGCUGGGGCAAGGUGCAUAAGGGUCGCUGGCACGGCGAGGUGGCCAUCCGCCUGCUGGAGGUGGACGGCAACAACCAGGACCACCUGAAGCUCUUCAAGAAGGAGGUGAUGAACUACAGGCAGACACGGCACGAGAACGUGGUCCUGUUCAUGGGCGCCUGCAUGGCUCCGCCACACCUCGCCAUCAUCACCAGUUUCUGUAAAGGCGUGACUCUGUACUCUGUUGUAAGAGACAGAAGUCAUAUUCUGGACAUCAAUAAGACCAGACAGAUUGCUCUGGAUAUUGUAAAGGGAAUGGGUUAUCUGCAUGCCAAAGGCAUCAUUCACAAGGACCUGAAGUCUAAGAAUGUGUUCUAUGACACAAACAAGGUGGUGAUUACAGAUUUUGGCCUGUUUGGGAUGUCUGGAGUGGUACAAGAAGGCAGAAGACAAAAUGUGUUGCGGAUACCUCAGGGCUGGAUCUACUACCUGGCUCCGGAGAUCGUUCGACAAAUGAGCCCAGAGGUCGACGAGGACCAGCUGCCUUUCUCCAAAGCUGCUGACGUUUAUGCGUUCGGCACAAUCCUGUAUGAGCUGCAGGUGGGAGACUGGCCAAUCACCAACCAGCCUGUGGAAGCCAAGAUCUGGCUGGUGGGCAGCAGCAAGGGCAUCAAGAAGGUGCUGGCAGACGCCAACCUGGGCAAGGAGGCCACGGAGAUCCUGUCUACCUGCUGGUCCUCGGGGGCCGACAACAGGCCCACUUUCACCCAGCUGGCAAGCAUGCUGGAGAGGCUCCCCAAACUGAACCGCAGGCUGUCUCACCCCGGACAUUUUGGGAAGAACACUGAGUACGUAUCAUAGAAAGAGGAGCUUUAGUUAUGAUGCAGGGUGGAGUGGCCUACAACACCCAUUUACACCAACAUUCAAAGAGAGUCUGCAUCAGUUCGUUAACGUCAUAUCCAUCUACAUUUCCAAGUCAUAUAAGAAGAAAUGUGAUGGAGCCAAAGGAUCCAAUACAUCAUCAAUCCAAUGAAAAAUGUUGUAAAUAGGAUUUUUGUAAAGAAAUGUGAAUAUUAUAAAGCUGGCCUGCUGAGUAUCAACUAAUAUGAAUGACCUUUUCUAAUGUGACUGCUAUUUUGUAUUUUGAGAAAAGCUCUAGUAAGACUCCCACGUUGCUCUGCCAAUGGAUGGAGUUGUUGCUCCCUCUAUGCUUCCUUCCUAACUUUUUCUCCACACACUUUCAUAGGGUUUCUCACAGUCAACAGUAAUAUCCUCGCUUGUGUUUCCCAGUUUUACUUCAACUUCUUUCUCCUCUCUCUGUGAUUUCCUCUCUUCUGGGUGCCGACCAAUCCGCGUCUGCCUGUUCCUGUUGUAUCUGAUCUCCACGGCCUUCCUUCCAUCGCGUUUUCCCCCUCUGUCCAUGCCUCUUUUUCCCUGUCUGUUUAUGUGCACACGUGUUUUCCACCACUCCUUUAUUUCACUCUGUUCUUCUCCUGGCGAAGGCCGUGGGAUCAUCAUUACUGCCUGAGAGAUCACUGCCAUCAGGGUAUACACGCCCACUGUCCAUACAUGUACAAAUACAGCAGCUGAGAGGAAAAACUCAAACUUUCUUUGGAUUUGACUCUUAAUAUUGGCUUGAGAAAAUAUUGACAACACCACUUGAAAGAAAAGUUCUUAUCUGGAGUGGCAUGUCCGACUUGUCUUCACCUUGAGUUCAAAUGUGAUCUGUGUCUGAAUUGAUGAAGCAUUCUUGUUUUCUUGACGUGUGAGCAGAUCUAAAGGUAUGUAGACAGGUUCUGGACAAACAUUGUGUGAUAGAUGACUGGGUAACAGGAAGGGGAGGGUCAUGAGCCGAGGGAAUAGAUCUGAGGCACCCGUGCGCUACUUCUCUGCACUCUGUCCAAGUAGGCUGAACUUAGAAUGUUAGAACUAUUGUAGCACACAUCAGUCAUAUACCUCUUUCACACCAUUGACCAGGGUUAUCUGACCAUUGUCCAACCCUUCUUUUGUCACUUCAAAUCAAGCCAGUCAACACGGGCUGAUCUCUGGUCAUAACAACUUAGGUACAACCUGGGUCUCAACCCAGGAGCAAUUUAUACUAAUUCUUAACAUCUGUCUGUAUGUCAGUGGACAAUGAUGUAUCCUCAUCGCAGGAAGGCUGCUGGUUGUUAGUAAGCUACAACUCUACAGUAAUUCAAGUGUUGCCAGCACUCUAUCCUUGCAGAUUAGUUUUUAUCAUCCCCGGUUUUGAGAUACUGGAUGUGUGUCUGAGAUGUAACAGUGUUUAUUAGCCUCACUAGCAGCGCAGCUCCAGGAAUGGCAAUGCUGUGUCUUCAGACUCAAAUAUCUCAACAACUUUCAUUUGGAUUGCCAUGACAUUUAAAUCACACAUGUAUGGUCCCCAUAUGAUGAAUUGUAAUAUUUUUGGGGAUUGCUUGACAUUUUGCAUCUGUGGUUCACAGGGUGGGUUCCGGGGACCCCCGGGGUCCUUGAGGGGGUGCAAAGCAGACAGAUAAAUCAUUAAUUUCAGUAGUAUCCAACCAUAAGUAAAACAAUGACAGAAUGUAUGACUAUUUGGUCAUGGAAUUUAUAAACGUUCUGUAAUAAAACGCAAAAAUCCAGUCAGAUGGGUCCAUUAAAGACUGAUCUAGCACCAUCAUCGAGUCAAAAUCCAGUUUCUUCAUUACUUUGCUUUAUGUCCAGAUACGUGCAGAACUAAUGACAUUCCCAGCAGCCCCAUCUGUACUUUGUUCCUGUCAGCUAAUGUUAGCAUGCUAACACACUAAACUAAGAUGGGGAACAUGCAACAUACUUGCUAAACAAUCGCAUGUUAGCAUUGUCAUUGUGAGCAUGUAGCAUUCUGUAAUUAGUAUUGAGUAAAAAUUCAAAACCUCAAAGUACAGCCUCACGGCCCUUCCAGCCCGGCUUGGACUUGGUCUGUAAAACCGUAACGUUCAGUGUCGUGAUCAAUACAAACAAAUAUGCCACUCACCUCCAAAAUACUGGGAUGGAUCUCCAAACUUGGACAAAUAAAAAAACAAUAUCUGAAUGAAGAGGUAAUGACAUAAUAUGUGCAUGGGUGUUCUGACCCUUUGAAAAUUGUCCAAAAUAUGAAUACUUAUUGUAUUUUGAUAACCAUGAUCUCAGCAAGAUGAGAGAGAUACAACUGUCCCAUGACAUCAUGUUUCAAUGGGUCAUCUUUAAUGGAUCAUAUAGCAAACAACUGUGUAAAAGCCCCCACACUGAGAUUACAUGAGGGGCUAUGUGUUCAGCCUUAUUUUGACUCCUGAGAGAGAGCAAUGAGCUGAAGACAAUACUGGAAAUAAUGCUAGAAAGAAACCUGUGAUCAUGCCACAGGUAUGUGUCUCUCCUGUGUGCACUCUGGUACUGCAUGAGGUUAGUGAACUGUGUGUGUGUGUGUGUGUGUGUGUGUGUGUGUGUGUGUGUGUGUGUGUGUGUGUGUGUGUGUGUGUAGUUUCCUCAGGCAGGAGUACAAUGUAUGAUCUGUGAAUGUAAUGGGCUUCACCAGCAUGAUCAUGAAUAUGAUCUUAUACAUAUAUGUAUAUACACUGCUGGAGGUUAUAUUUAAUAUACAGUGUUUUACAAGGGUUUUAAUUUGGAGCAUUUUAAUUGGUACUUGAGUCAAAUUUGUGUAUAGUUUUUUUAGACACUGUGUAAACUGUUGUUGGAUUGGUGUUUUUUUUUGUUUUUUAGGGUUGAGGUUUGAUCUGUCGAGUAUUUUUGUACAUGAUGUGUUGAUACGUUGUAAGCUUGUGUUCUGAAAAAUUGAAGAUAUUAAAGCUGAUCUCCAGUGA